Molecule: messenger RNA, 4620 nt
Organism: Aspergillus nidulans FGSC A4
Lineage: Eukaryota; Fungi; Ascomycota; Eurotiomycetes; Eurotiales; Aspergillaceae
Exons: 4
Coding region: 1-4620 (1539 amino acids)
Source: RefSeq, a predicted model, not a curated record
AUGUUCGAUGCCCAAUCCAAUGGUCUUUCAUCCCCCUUGGCUUUUAUGAGCAACCUGCUCCCCGCCGCUCUUAAAACGAACCGGCCAUGUGAACCUGCACCUCCUGGCGCUAACGCGACUGCCAGCAUGUCUCAUGUGCAGCUAUCCCCGCGCUCGAGUUCGAGUCACAUCACAGGUGAGUCUGGAGACUCGGACCGCUCGAGUUGGCGGUACAUUUCAACACCCAUUUCUUCCGAGGAUGAAACAGCAUCUAGCCGGAAACCCGUUCCCAUGUCGGUAGGAGAGCGCCCUAAGGUUUCCUUCGAGGAGUUGGCUGGUCGUUACCGCCGCAACCAGCACAAGCAGGCGCGCAGGAGAAAGUUGGAACAGCGCCUCCAUGCUACCAAGGUGUCAAUAGGUGUCUCAGCGCGCCUGCUCCGUCUUGGUGCUGCCGUGCAACGAGGAUUGGUUGAUAGACUCAAGCACGACGACAAGGCCAAUUUCAUCGCUCUCUACCACACAAUGGUUGAUCUUCAGGAACCUUGUUCUCUGGUGGCCCAACGCUACCUUUGCCAGCCCGACGAUUCGGAGGAUUGGCCAAGCUCUCGCGAGCCUGCCUUUGACCGCUCUCCGGAUUUCUUCUGUCAACUGAGCCCCCAGUCGCAGGCCGACCUUCUUGAUAUUUUGCAAUCUGUCCGGACGGAUCCUCAGUUUGUGUUUGAGAAACUUUGCAGCUUGACUCAUAUGCAGCUGUCUGCUCUGAUAUCUUCUUCUGUUUCCUCUUGGGAAGUUGGCGGUGAUUCGUUUCCAGCUUCGUCCCGUUCCAGGAUUCCAAGUCUGAGUUCGAAAACUGUCCCUGCAUCUGGCAUUCCAUUCAAGGACCGUGUUUUGGCGUUUGAGCGAACGGAUCCCCUCUCUACCUUGCUGUUCAAUGUCUAUGCAGCUUCCCUGGACUCGGACGGCCCGGAGGCACAGCUACGUUUGGAUAUGUGGUCCUCGGUCUGCGCGAAGCUCAUUGCCGAUGGUGCUAACAGAUCGUACGCUCUGGUCGACCAUAUCCUGACGCUGUGGGCCACUGGUAGUGACUGGAAAGCGAAGCCCAAGUUUGAGCUUUAUCUGAUGGACAUCCUCCAGACUGGUGCAUUCCUCCUGGAGCAUAUAGAGCCCCCGCCCGGCUAUGAUAUGGACCCAAUAGACCCAUUAAGGACUGAGGUUGCAGAGGAAUAUUUCGCUUCCACCGUGGACGCACUGCUCGAACUUUUAGAUGAUUCGGAUGCCGGUUUACCCCGGUCAAUUUUACAACUGGGAAAGGCCAUUAUGCAAAAGUUAGACCGCCAGGACUGUCGUGACCGCUUUUUGGAUUUCUUAUUUGGACAGUGGUUCUUUCCCAAGUUCCUCUAUGGAGCUCUAACCUAUCCCGAGGGCCACGACCUUUUACUUGACUUUUAUAUCAAGAAAGAUGCAAGAGACAAGCUGCUGGGUCAAGUCGGUUACCAAGCUUACAUGCAGGCCCUUGCGGUCCUCCGCCCGAUGCAUCAAUACCCCAUGGCCCGUCCUACGGUCAGGCAACAUUUUGAGAACAUGCUUAACCAUGUUACUCGUGACGGUACUAGCAAGGCCACCAGAAUUUCCCCCGGGACACCUGCGGCAUUCCCUGACCAGCCAGCUCCCUCUACGGCUUUUUUGAUGCUUUCUAAUGCAGACGUUCUUACUUUGUUGAAUGCUCUCUUUCCCACUGCCCCUUCCCCGGCUUACACCUCCCAGUCGCCCUCCUCAGGACUUUCAUUAUCGCCUCUUGGAUCACAACCGGACAAGCAUGGCGUAUUUACGUUUGAACCGGGGUUUUAUCGCGGAUCUGUACCCUUCUCCCCUAGGUCAGCUUUCUCCACGAAGAAUUCUCUCCCCACGGAUGUGCAUUUCUUCUCAACACAGGAGAACAAUAUCAGCUCAAAGGCUGACAGAAUUCGGUUCGAAUUGUCUGACCUAGGUGAGCAUGAUCCGCGCACUCAUCUGGAGCCCCCUACAGCCGAGGAAUGGACACUCUUCACCGUCUCGCGAAAUGAUAGGCGCCUAGCCUGGGGCCUGUUUCCAGAUAGUCAAACCAACGCUUCGGAGAGCUUUCCUGCCGAUGAUGGCAGCCCGUCCAACUUAGGGACAGAAGACAAUUUUGAAGCGCUGCAGACAGCAAUUGUGAAACUCAUUCUAGAACAUCCCGCGGAUGACCGUGUUGAGUCACAGUUGCCCCGGCGCUCCCCACAGGCACAUGCUCUGUCACUCAAGGAGCGAUUCAAUAGCGCCAUGGCAUACUGCCAUCAGAAAUCUGAUUUUAUUGGAGCCCAUUACUGGUGGAAUGCUGCUCGGUUGCUACGCCGGAGUAUCGCUAACUCUUCCACCCAACCCGUUGAUGACUCCUGGAUCCUGGGACCAAUGCACUCCGCUUGCGUCCACUCUCUCCAAACAUCUAGCUCUGUCAUCGAGCGCUGCGAAGCUGAUUUUGUCGCCAUCGACUGCCAUACUCGACGGCUUCAGAGCACGGUCAAGGAUAUGAUGAAAACUAUGGCGAGACUUCGAAACAAGAUGUGGUAUAUGACUGACGUGAGAAACUCUAGACGCUAUGAAGAAGCCAAGCAUGUUGCUCUCGCGCUAAAGACCAUGCCCUACGCUCACAGAUAUGCUCAGAACGAUGCUCGAUCUCGUAAUGGCGCUAGAUCAUUCGGUGGAACAUUAAUACAAAAACCCGAAUUACAAAUCAUGAACGUCAUGAAAGCUCCCAGUAGCCAAGCAGGCCCGACCAAGCUUGCAGAUGAACAAGUUGAAUUAAUUCGAAAAUGGUUGGCUCAUAACAAUAUCGACAACUUCUGCAAAGGUGAAGAAAGAAUUCAUCGCUUCUGCUAUGAGGUCGGGACAAGUAUCAACCGUCUGGUCGGAGAAACCAUGGCAGAGACACCAGUGCUAUGGGCCAGUGAACUGUUCCACAAAGAACGAACCAAGUAUGAAGGAUCCAGUAACCGAGGUUUUUUUAGCCUUACAUCCAGCCUGCGGUCAUUUAGCGGGGCCGGUGAUGAUUCUGUCCACCCUGCGUCCUCAUUUGCAAGCACUGUCCUUCGCCCGCAAGAAACGUCAAGACAGGAGCCCCCUCGGCUAAACCUCAAGCCUUCUUUCCAGAGCCUUGAUUCCGAUCGAUGGAGGUCACAAGCGGCUGGCACAGACACGUCGUCCAUCCUUGGUGACAGAGCGCCAUCCACAACUACCGGGGACUCAUGCAGCACCUUCUGGUCAACCCCGCCUCCGCAUGCUCAUUACCCCCCAAGCGCGUCGAGUCUCUAUUCUCGCCCUCCGUCUAUGCUUAGCGAUACUGCUGUACAGCCACCUCGACGUUCUGAUCGGAAAUCAAAUGGCAAGACUGUGUUCCUAAAUGACAUAAGGAAAACCUUGACAAGCUUACUUCUAAGCGACCUUGGUUCACCAGUAUGGAGUUGUGGAACCGAAACAGACGCUUGGUUUAGCAAUGUACUCGAUCAGAAGAGAAUCCAAACUCAGAUGAGGAAAAGAACUCGCAUUCAACGUUUCUAUGCUGAGUGUGAUGAGCGACCGGCCCGUCCGUCGACUCCUCGAGUUCCGUCCUCCCGAAGAAGCAGAUCUCUUGACCCUUUUAUUCGGGAGACUAGAGAUCAUUCUUCUACAGAGACUGCAGAUGUCAAAUCUACUAGUAUGGAGGGAAAUGCUCCGUUUUCAUAUAGGACUGUCUUUCGUCGCCUUCUCGACGUCUUCUCCCGUCACGGGAAUCCGUUUGUCAAGCUUGACGCGCUUCGAGACCUUCGAAGCUUGGUUAUUGCGUCGAUCACCACCGCCAACGAUGAUCAGGUUUCGUCUCCCUCUGCAACUGGUUCGCCUUAUAGAAGACGCAUGUCAGUAAUCCACAGGAAGCGCAAUGCGCGAAGCAGUUUCUCCGAGCCUCGUUCUUGCCGCCCACCUGAAAAGGACCCCUUGCUCACGCCUACUUCUCCUCCUGCCGAGUCUAUUAUCUUUGAUUCGCGGCCAUCUGACUAUUCAUUACCUACCGAGAAGCAGAUCGUUGAAGCACUCCGAGAAAUCAUCCUCGACAUGAAGCCGAAGACUCUGUUCCGCGAUCUUCAAUUUAUCUCGGCGUUUGUCCCUAUCGACACUUUAAACAAAACGGACAGCGGUACUGCCUUCCUGCAAUUUGGACUCGCCGCACUAAGCUUGAAGGAUGAGGUUUGCCAUAGUAUGGUGGAAAUUGCGGAUGAGAUUGUUUCCCAAGAACUAACCCGUCGUCACCCUGCACACAUAUUGGAUGUGCAUUCUCGCGUAGGUGAUCCAAUGAAGGAUGCUGCCAACAUGUGGAUCAUCACAGCAAAGGAAGGCCACCCAGUCGCUCAACGAGAGCUAGCAAUUCUUUACCUGACCCACCCCGAACUCGUCCCCCGAGUCACUUUCCCCCUCACUCUUUUAAGAGAUACCUUCAAGGCGGAGAUGAUGUACCGCCGAGACAAGGACUCCAAAUCGGACCCCCACACCAUGUGCCUAGCACUGCACUGGAUGCAGCUCUCGGCCAACGGGGGAGACGAGCUCGCGCGGAACCGGCUUCGUGAACGCGAGGAGUUCGAGUCUAUUGCUUAA